Messenger RNA from Helianthus annuus (common sunflower), 1756 nucleotides. RefSeq lists its product as uncharacterized. Lineage: Eukaryota; Viridiplantae; Streptophyta; Magnoliopsida; Asterales; Asteraceae. The record is from RefSeq and is a predicted model, not a curated record. The transcript has 4 exons. Bases 791 to 1528 code for a protein of 245 amino acids.
UAAAAACAAGGUACUACCAACAACUGCAACACAUCAGAAAAGCACCUCUCUCUUCAAUCUUAUCUUCAUACCCUUUCUCUCUCUAGAAAUUUUUAUUUUAAAUAAAAAAAUUUAAUAUUUUUUCCUGCUUCUUUCUGUCUUGUAUUGUAUGUAUAACACAAUUACAGACAACACCCUCAAGAAAUGGAAGAAAAAUGGAAGCUUUUAAAGAAGAGUUCACACACACCACUCAUCCUCUCUGUCUCUCUAAUGGCCCAUUUGGACCAAAAAAAUGCAUGUAAAAAAAAAAAGUCUUGAAAGAUGAGAGAGAAGGAAAGAAAUGAUAGAGAGAGAAAGAGGGAAGGUGUCUUCAAAUUCUAACCAAACCCACCUCACACACACAGUCACCCACACACACACACACAAAAACAAAUCUCACACACACACACAUACAUAUACACAGACCAAUUAAUUAUCAUUUUCUUCCACAAAUACCCUUCUGCAAACCCCCAAAAUUCUCCAUCUUCAUCACUCCAUUGUCCACCAAACCAAUGGAUAUGUGUGGGCUUUUUGGGCAUUUUUAUUUGGUCAGUUUCAUCAACAUCAACAGAGAAAACAGGAAAAGCAAGAACCUUCACCUUCUCUCCCCCACACCCAUUAAUCUUUCUUUUAAAGACUUUCUUCCCCACACCCCUCUUCUUCUUUCUCCUCUUAUCUACCUUUCAAGACUCCAUUUUUAUUCAAUAUUUUUCAUCAAAAUUGCAUCUUUUGUAUCUUUUCUAACUGGGAUUUUCAAGAAAGUUGAGAUCUCAUGAGUAAGAAGAUGAAAGGGGUUGCUUUUGAUCCGUCUCCUUAUGAGGAUGUUAGGGCAAGAUUUAAGCACCAAACCCUUGUUCAAGAUUUUCUUGAGUUGCAACAGGAAACAGAGGCUGCAAGAAACCAAUUGGAGGCAAUGAAGCAAAAGAAACAAACUUUAGAAGCUGAAGUUAGGUUCUUGAGGCGUCGACGCAAAUUUUUAUUGAAAGUGAGAUCAUCAACUUCACAAGAAGUGAUUUUACCGAAUAUAGAAACAACCCAAUACAGGAAAAGCAAGAAGGAGAAGGUUAAUAACCCGAAGAAGGGUGCGCCUUUGACGAAUUUGCCCCCGACUCCAAACGUAAUCCAGAGGGGGAAAAUGUAUACCAAGAAGAAAAACAUUACUAAUAAUGAACUACCUAACGCGGUUAACUUGGGAAGAAAUGUAAAUUUGUAUGGUGUCGAUCUAAACCAAAGGGUUAUAGGGAACAAUUCGUUUCCAGCGACCGAAUUUGUUCAGAAAGAAAACGGUGUUAGUGGUGAGAAACCGUUGGUUCAAGCGCGUGCUCCUAUAUUCGACUUGAACCAGAUAUCAAUGGAAGAAGAAGAAGUGCAAGAGAGCUUUGACGAUCAAAGAAAAGAACAACAGAAUGAUUUAAUGCUAUCGGUUUGUAGGAACGUUGGCGAUGGUUCAACGAAUCGAUCAGGGAAGAGGAAGAUCUCAUGGCAAGAUCCUGUGGCUUUGCGCGUAUGAACCAAAGGUUAAUUAGACGGAUUAGGUUAAUCCAUAAUUAUAUACUUCAAGACAAAGACUAUGAUCUUGAGUUGGUAAUCGGUUUCGGUUGUGGUUAUGUUGAUAUUUUUUUUUAUAGUAAGUUUAUGGUUUUAAACAAGUUUGUGUAAAUAAAGGUUUGUGGGAUUACUGAUUUUUAUUUACUUUUUACAAUUUAUGACAAGACAGUAUGAAAUUAUGAAUGAUGAA